Molecule: messenger RNA, 947 nt
Organism: Triticum urartu
Lineage: Eukaryota; Viridiplantae; Streptophyta; Magnoliopsida; Poales; Poaceae
Source: RefSeq, a predicted model, not a curated record
CCUAGUUCUAGAGCUUUGGUAUCUAGCAGGAAUCGUGGUUAUAGUUUACACAUAGUAUGCCCGUAGCCAGGCAUACAUACAUGGACUGUGGCAAGCUCAUGGCCUUUCCACUCCUCUGCUCUGCCGUCCUCCUCGGCACCGCCGCAACCUACAACACCGGCGGGGGCGUGGCUUCCUCCACCACUCACCUCCACUUCUACAUGGACGAUUUCUACACCGGCCCGAACCCCACAGCCUUGCGCGUCGUGUCCGGCCGCUCCCUCUCGCCCGACAACGGCACGGCGACGUCGCCGCGGCAGUUCGGCGACAUAGUGGCGCUGAACGACCCGCUGACAGAGGGCCCCGACAGGGGCAGCGCGCGGGUGGGCACGGCGCAGGGGUUCGCCGUGCGGGUGUCGGAGGGCGGCGUGGUGUCGGACCUUAACCUGCACCUGUUCCUGGAGGCCGGCGAGUACAGCGGCAGCUCCGUGGUGGUGAAUGGCCGCGUCGACCUGGACUCGGCGACGCGCGAGUCAGUGGUCGUCGGCGGCACCGGACGGUUCCGUUUCGCGCGAGGUUACAUGCUCUCCCGGGAUUACGAAUACGACCUCGCCAAUGGCGGCGUGGUCGAGCUCGACGUCUACGUGCAAGUGCAAGACUAGAAGCGGACACACGCGCUCGCUCGCAUUUGUGCCUGCUGCAUGUUCGCGAUUCAAAAAUCUGCACGUACAGUUUCGCAAAAUAAAAUAAAAUAAAACUGUAAUAAUCUGCACGUAAAUGGGACGCGAUCCGUUUCAUGUGUGUAUGUGCGUCCCUUAAACUUUUACAUAGACACCAAAUAAAUGGUAUAGACGUGUUUACACGAAUUCGUGGCGUACACAUGUAUGUAUCCUUUUUUUUAGAACUACACAUGUCUGUGUCUAUUUCAUGGAAACUUUACGGGCCGCCUAUUGAAUUGAAAAAAUAAA